This is a messenger RNA of Biomphalaria glabrata, 4201 nucleotides long. RefSeq names its product alpha-tocopherol transfer protein-like. Lineage: Eukaryota; Metazoa; Mollusca; Gastropoda; Planorbidae. The coding region runs from base 239 to 1180 and encodes 313 amino acids. Gene Ontology annotation, cellular component: membrane. The transcript has 8 exons. The record is from RefSeq and is a predicted model, not a curated record. Gene Ontology annotation, molecular function: phosphatidylinositol bisphosphate binding.
GAUCUAUAUCACUGACACAUGUAUCACUCAGUCUCAGUAUUCACAAACUUUAUGAUCUGGGAUCUGAUUCAAUAUCAAAGUUGGAUUGCAUUACAUAACUUCAACUUGUCUUAGCCAGGAAGGCACCGGGUAUUAGCGAACCUAGAGAUAGAGUCUAGAUCUAGAGAUCUACGCCUAGCCAUAGAGUUAAAAUUUUGGACAGUAGACCACAGAUCCCACAGUGUCAAAGUUGAUCAAUAUGUCUCUCAUGAGCUACUCUGAUUAUAAGUGUAGUUUGAUUGGUGAAGUGCUAGAGAAAGCUAAGAAAGAACUGAAAGAAGAUCCAAACACCAGAAUCAUUGAGGUCAAAAACCUUAGGACACGACUUGAAAAGGUUCCUGGCCUGCAGCCUCGCACUGACAUAAAGUUCCUUUUGCCGUUCCUGCGGGCCAGGAAGUUUGACCAGGAGAGAGCCUUCCAGCUUGUUAAGAACUACUAUGAAGUUCGCAAAGAGCAGCCAGACAUGUUUGAUGAUUUAAAGCCAUCCAGAGUCAAGCAUGUCAUAGAAGCGGGUAUCUAUGAAGUACUGAAAGGCAGAGACAAUCAGGGAUGCAGAGUCAUUGUCAUGAGGCCAGGGAAGUGGGACCCAGACAGAUUCCCUAUCACUGACCUGCCAAAAGCUUCAUUUCUUAUCUUGUCAAAGAUUAUCAUGGAGGAUGAGGAAACCCAAGUCAAUGGCAUUCACAUGAUCAACAAUUUAGCUGGUGCCACCAUGAAGCAAGCCUCACACAUAGGGCCCUCCAUAGCCAAGAAAUUUCUUCAUUUAAUCCAGGAUGUUAUACCUUUGAGACUCAAGAGAUUUGAUUAUGUGAAUGAACCAACUUUCUUUGACAUCGUUUUUGCUAUUUUUAAACAGUUUCAAAAGGAAAAGUUUACAAAGAGGAUUGUUCUCAAUGGAGACAAAUUUGACAAGCUUCAUGAGUCUAUUAAUCCAGAGCUACUUCCCACAGAUUUAGGGGGCAAACAAGAGCCCUAUGCUAAUAAGGAGUGGGUGCAAGAGUUCCUGGCAUCUGAUGGAUUAUUUAGUGAGGACAAUAAGUUUGGCUUUCUCAACAUGAAUCUACAGAAGAACAAGGAUGACAAAAAAGCAGACUCGACCCUUCAAGGUCUUGGUGGCACUUUUAAAAAGCUGGAGAUAUAACACGUUUGUUUAGUUGCCUUGAAAACAUGUAUUCGUAGUUGAGCAUAUCAGUUUUGAUACAUAUAUACUUAUUAUACCUUUAUACCUUGUAGUUUUUUUUGGUGACAUUUAUAUUUAUACAUUUAUACACAUAUAUUCAGGAGCUAUUGCUCUUUUUAUUCACUAAUAAAGUAUUUGGCUUCUUAAAUUGUCAUAUGGACAUCUGCAGAAUUAAAAGAAAAAAUUGUCUUACAAUAUUAGGAUACUGGCUACUUUAUAUCAGUCUGAGAAAUGUAUCCCCAAUGUGAUGACUGUUUCCUGUAGAUUGUUGUCUUACCUCUUCUGAUGAACUGCUGGUUGUCAAAGCUAAAUUCUUCAAGUCUUUCUGUUUCUUUUGUUUGAUUUCUUUGUUGAUGUUAAUGAUAAUUAUUGUUGGAGAUUGUUGAAAACUUUUGUUGUCUUUGGAUAUUACUGCUGGACUGAUGCACUACAGUGUCUAAUUGCUGAGUCACUUGGUCAGGAUUCUGUCAUGAGUCGUAACAGUGUUGAUUGCUAACAGCUAUUAUUGUUUACUAGGAAUCCUGAAUUUUUCCAUUAAUCAAGUGAGUUUUCUUGGUUUACAGAAAAAUGAAUACUAUAACAUAUUUUCUAUGGUUUGAUUUAUUCUCUAGCUUAUUCACUGAGAUCCUAUUAACAUAUUUUAUUUUAUAAUUAGAAAAGUAAUAAGGAAUUAUUUCUGUGUAAUUUUAGCGAACAUUUUUUUUACAGAUUUUUUUUCAUUGGAUUUUAAUUGUUAAAAAUGUUUUUAAAAUACCUUUUCUAUCUGGCCAAUAAUUUAUUUUACUUUGUCCUAAAUGAAAAACAUAUUUAAUUUCAAAAUAACAUUUUUUUUAAAAAGAAUCAAAAUUUGAAUUGGACUUUCCCCAUGUAAUAAAUUAAAUUUUUGCUCCAAUAAUUUUUUUUCCUUUUUUAUAUACUGUAUACUUAUGGUAAAUUCUAAAAUGUUUCUGACUGUUGUUUCUACUAUUUCUACCUACACAUGUUCCAUUCCACUUUCUACUUCCUUCAUAUAGACAUGACCUGUUCCAAAACCAAAUUUAUUUAUUUUUUAAGAUAAAUUUAACUCUUUCUCUUUGUAAUGAUUGUAAUUUACUGAGUUCAAAUCAGCGUUGGUAUUGUACAUUAGGAGAGAAAGAGUUAACUUAUUUUUCUAAUAUCUCGAGUAUGGAAUUUUAGAAAACAUCUUUCAAUGAGCUUAUUUCAUCUCAAAUUAUUGAAAAUAUACAGAGAUGUAAAAGUUAAAGCAAUUUUUACAAAUUUGGUUUGAAAAAAAAUAAAUUUGUGUGAGUUUAGAAACUUAUGUUUCAGAUGAUGUUGCCAUGUUGUUCUUAUGUGCAAAUUUAGACCAAAUUUAAAUUAUUUUUGGGACUGAUUUAAAGAGAAUUUAAAUAGCUUAAAGACUGGCGGCAUAAUUUAGUAGCCUCCCUUUUGUUUAUGGUUAGGCUCCUGUCACAUUUCAUGUCAAUGUACAUUUGCUGUAGAAUGUCAUAACUUUGUGAAGUAAGUUGACACAUUCUGUUUUAUAGAUUGAUUUGUUCUGUUGCUUAAAAUGUACUGAAUUCCAAUUUUUACAAAGUAGACUGUCUCACACUAGAUUUUAGACAUAAAUUUUAAAAAUUUAGAUAUGGACUUUUAUGGCAGACAUAAGCAUGUGUACAUAAAAUCUUCUGUAAGAGCACCACAAAGUCUGGCAGACUUUAUAGGCGUCUACAGUUUUGUUAAAGAAAUGUCUAUUAUAUUCUGAAAUACCAUGUAUUUUUUUGUUGACUCUAUUGUUGGCCUUUAGCAAUUUAACCUUCGCCGAAACCACAUACUUAUUGAUUGUUUUUAUUACUUUUUAAUUCUGUUUCCACAUUUUGUAGUGUCGACUUAACUGUGAUUUUACGUUUUUAAAAAUACUUUUUUUUUUAUAAAAUUAUAAUCCAUUUUUUAAUAACUCCAGAAAGAUUUUUCAAAUGGAUUCAUUCUUUAUUUCAGCAUUAUUCACUUUUUAUUUAUUUUUAUUGUUCUAUAUUCAAAGUGAAUCAUAAAUGGUGACCUUUUUUUUUAAUGUAGUUUUGUUUUAAUUUAGCAUAUGUCUCUUUGUUCCUAAGCUCUUGUCAAAAAAUUAAAAAAACAUAUUCUUUGUUACCUGUUAUUAGUUGAAUGUAAUCAGGGACAAAUACAAAACCACUCUAAACAGACUCAUCAAUGGCACCAUGACACAUGGCAAAAUAAAAGUGUGUAGUUAUCUAGAAAUGAGUCAUUCUUUGCAAGUUGUUUGCAUUGAUCUAUAUAUGUAAGUAAUAGCUGUAAUCAGUUAGUUUUAAAGACUUUUUAAAUAUGUGAUGUCAUGAAAUAAGAUCAUAUAUACGUGUCAUGAAAUUUAAUCAUGCAAGUAUCUCUAGAAAUCCAUCAGAAAGCCCUUCCAUGUCCAUGCUUGCUAUUUGACUGGCAUUCAUACUGUCCAUCCUUUGUCAGACUCAGGUAUUAAGAUAUGCAUAAUAUUUUUACACAUUUCUUUUUUGGUUUGUGUUAUUUGUUAUUAUCUGACAUAGUUACUAUCUAAUAUAUGCUAGAUAUCUUUGAUAUUUUUUUUUUCUUUUUUUAAAUUUAGGGCCAUCCUGUGAAAUAAACUUACUGAUUUAUAGGCUAAAUCAGCGUUUUGAUUAAUCAACUAAACUCUAAAACCACUCUGCUUUGACAAUGUGUAUUAUGCUUCCUUUUUGUUUACUAUAUAUAGUUUCAAGCGUUUGUUUUAUUUUGAGUUUGAUACACAUUAUCUCCCUUGCAUUAAAAUCUAAGUUUUGCUUUUGAGAACAAGCAUUAGCAAUGAUUAAUCUGCACAAUGUACUUCAGCUUGCCAGGUUUUACUUUGUAUUCAUCUAUUUACACUGCCAUAAGGACUUGUGAUUUUGCUUGUUAUAUUUUAUUUAACUUAAUGUAGCUUUUUUUUCUUAUCUUUCUUAAGAAAACUAUAUAAAAUAAAGUAAACUGAAUUAA